AUAUUCCGGCACAUAUCUUCUUAAACCCAGGAAUUCAAAGGACAUCUUUUUCCCCCAAUCUGAUAAACCCUAGAUUCUGAUGUGAAUUUCCGAUGGCCAUUUCUACCGGCGUCGGAUUCUACCGCCUUCCGUAUUCGCCCCUCCGUGCUCCUCUCCGCCGUUACAUUCUUCAGGUAAGACUUGGCUAUGCCGAUGCAGUUGAUGCAUUUGAUGACACAAAGAGUCACAAGGUGUUUGAUAGUGUGAGUGGCGGUAGUGAUGCAAAUGGUGAGGCUUUGGAGUGGAAGAAGUUGAAAUCGAAAGACCUUGGAAUCAGUACUUCGAAAAUUUCACGGCCUACCAGAAUUGUUCUUAAUGGUCUUCGAAAACGAGGUUUCGAAGUUUAUCUAGUCGGGGGAUGCGUAAGGGAUCUUAUCUUGAAACGAAUACCUAAGGACUUUGAUGUAAUAACCACCGCUGAACUUAAAGAGGUGAUGAGAACAUUUUCUCGAUGUGAGAUGAUUGGCAGACGCUUUCCAAUCUGCCAUGUGCACAUUGAUGAUACCAUUGUAGAGGUUUCAAGCUUUAGCACCCGAGCAACAAAGUUUGGGAGGGAAUUGAGUUUUGAUCCUGAGAGGCCUGAUGGCUGUGAAGAGAGGGAUUAUGCUCGCUGGAAAAAUUGCCUCCAACGGGAUUUCACAAUAAAUGGGUUGAUGUUUGACCCUUAUGCCAAGUUGGUUUAUGAUUACAUUGGUGGAGUGAAUGAUAUUAGGAAAGCUAAAGUGCGAACCAUUAAACCCGCCAAUCUUUCAUUGACCGAGGAUUGCGCUCGUAUUCUUCGUGCUGUUAGAAUUGCUGCUCGAUUGGGUUUUGGACUUUCAAGAGAGACAGCCCUUGCAAUAAAAAAGCUAUCCACUUCAGUUUUACGGCUUGAUAGGGGAAGGCUUCUCAUGGAAGUCAAUUACAUGAUGGCUUAUGGUUCUGCAGAGGCCUCGUUAAGAUUAUUAUGGAAGCUUGGUCUUCUGGAGAUACUUCUGCCUAUUCAGGCAGCGUAUUUUGUCGGCAGUGGUUUUCGCAGACGGGAUAAGCAGUACAACAUGCUUUUGUCUUUAUUUUCCAACCUUGAUAAACUUCUGGCACCCGACAGGCCAUGUCACACUAGCUUAUGGUUUUCACUUUUGGCAUUUCACGAAGCACUAUCGGAAGUGCCAAGAGAUCCAUUAGUGGUGGCGGCAUUCAGCCUUGGUGUCCACAAUGGUGGAGAUUUAUCGGAAGCAUUGAGUAUCGCAAGACGCAUUAAUAAACAACACGACAUAAGUUUUCAAGAAUUAACGGAAUCUAAAUAUAUCGAUUCCGACAAGCUAUUGGCCGAGGUUAGGAGUCUAGCAGCUUCCGUUCAAAGUGCACUCACUCGUAUGACAGACGAGUAUUCUGUCUCUCAGGCAAUGGCACAAUACCCCAAAGCACCGUAUUCGGAUCUUGUAUUUUUUCCGAUGGCGCUUUACUUGAGGGUCCGGAAGAUAUUUGAGUGCGUUAAAAGCGGAAGAGAAAGAGGAUUUGUACCGAAACACGGUAGUAAGAUCGAUUACGAAUUGUUAGGUAUGGGGAGUUUAAGAGAAGUUAGGCAUGUAUUUGCAAGAGUAGUCUUUGAUACCAUAUACCCCAUUGAUGAUCAACUUGAGGAAUAAAUGAUUAUUUGAAAUACAAUCUGAAGCAUGAAAUCCUUUGAUGUAUUGUGCCUGCUUGUAAUUUUAUUUUUUUAUUAAAUUAAAAUUAAUAAAAUACCAUUAUUUUUAAUGUUUAUUUUGCACAU
This is a messenger RNA of Erythranthe guttata (spotted monkey flower), 1792 nucleotides long. RefSeq lists its product as uncharacterized. The record is from RefSeq and is a predicted model, not a curated record. Gene Ontology annotation, molecular function: RNA binding; nucleotidyltransferase activity. Gene Ontology annotation, biological process: RNA processing. Lineage: Eukaryota; Viridiplantae; Streptophyta; Magnoliopsida; Lamiales; Phrymaceae.